This is a messenger RNA of Rotaria sp. Silwood1, 441 nucleotides long. The record is from the annotation of a GenBank genome assembly. Lineage: Eukaryota; Metazoa; Rotifera; Eurotatoria; Philodinida; Philodinidae.
AUGGUAGGCAUCGAUGCAAAAAAUAGACAUCUUCUUGAUACAAAGUAUAUUUGUCCUGUAUGCUUAUUGAUACUACGGAAUCCUAUACAAUGGAGUAAAUGUGGUCAUCGACAGUGUCAAUCAUGUGUUGAUGAUCAACAUGCAGUGACAAUAAAAUGUCCACAAUGUCAAUUUGAAACAUUACGAGUCGAGAUGCUGUUUGAUCGAGGUUUUCAAAAUGAUAUGAAAUCAAUACCUAUUGAUUGUGCUUUUUGCGAAUGGAGUGGUAUCUUAAAUAAUUAUCAAAAACAUCUUGAUGAAUCUCAUGCAAAUCCAAAAUGCGAAUAUUGUGAUAAAGAAUUCAAUUCGGUUAACAAAUGCAAUGAACAUAAAGUUUCUGAAUGCCAAAAAUUGAUUGUCGAUUGUAUAUUGAAAGACUUUGGUUGUAAUGAGCAAGUAUGA